Aspergillus terreus NIH2624 is the source of this 1428-nucleotide messenger RNA. RefSeq lists its product as uncharacterized. NCBI's taxonomy places the organism in Eukaryota, Fungi, Ascomycota, Eurotiomycetes, Eurotiales, Aspergillaceae. The record is from RefSeq and is a predicted model, not a curated record. The transcript is spliced from 2 exons. The coding region runs from base 1 to 1428 and encodes 475 amino acids. Gene Ontology annotation, molecular function: protein binding.
AUGGAACCUACAAACAAAGCAGCACUCGACUGGAAUCGCUGUCCAGCAGACAUCUUGUACCUAGUAUUCAAGUUGCUGUCGUCAGCUGAACUCCAUGCACUUUGCCUUGUGGGUCAUAAGUUCCGGGCAAUCGCUGAGCCGCUACUUUACUCGAAGAUUCAGUUCAUUUGGGAAAAGAGACUGCAUUUCUCAAGCCUUGAGGCCCCUCCGCCCAUCACUCAGCUUUUACGGACUCUUCUUUCCAAGCCUCAGCUGGCGACUCACGUCAAAAGCCUUCAGUUAGAUGGUUUUGCGUGGGCCGGGCAUGCCUCUCGAUUUAAACUACCCAAGAUUCACAUCCCCGAAGAUCAGCUGGACGAGCCUAUCGCGUUCAUCCGACGGACCGGAGUCCCAUACAUUGACUGGUGGAGUCAGGAACUCCGUGAUGGCUCAGUUGAUGCUCUUGUUGCGCUGCUUUUAGCACAGCUGUCCAGUCUGCGAUAUCUAUAUCUGGGCUAUGCUUUUACACGGCAAUGUGCUCUUACUGGGAUAGUGCUCCGUUCAGCAAUUUGCGAGUCUGGGACUUAUAAGCUAGGCAAUUUUCAGCGUCUUGAACAACUGUCAUUCCUUCAUCGUGAGUCUAUGGACGAAGCAUGUGACAGGAAAUUCAGGAAUACCGCAGCUAUCUUGCCGUUCUUCUAUCUACCAAAUCUUCAACACGUGUCCGCCUCCAUUGACAACCCGGAUAAGUGGGCAUGGCCCGCACCACACGCUCCUGUCCCAUCAAAGCUUAAAUCCCUUGAUUUGAGGACUAUCCGAGAAGGAUGUCUAGGGGAACUCCUUGCUGUGACUAAGAACCUUGAAACUCUACGCUGGAAGUGGUAUUAUGAAUCACACCUCGGGGACUUUAUUACCCAGACUGUGGACCUUGAUCAGAUCGCUACGGAGCUAUCUCAUGUUCGAGGGACUCUAACGGAUUUGAUUAUUACGGCUGAUUGCCAGCCUGGAUACAAUGAUCAGUUCUUCCCUGGGUUAGAAGCGGUGGGCUCUUUGAAAGGUUUGGUCAACUUUGACCUGAUCAAGACACUCCAAAUUCCCUGGGCGUUCCUGGUGGGAUUCGCACAGGAUGAGACGAAACGACUGCAGGAUGUUAUUCCUAGAAACAUCGUAUUCCUGACCAUCACGGAUGACCUCGCGCUACAAAAUAGCGAUUACCUGGAAGAGGAGUGGCCGUUAUGGGAAUGGAAGGAUUACGCCAUCCUGGGCUUAUUGGAGUCAUGGCUGAGGGAGUGGACACGAUGGACACCGCAUCUUAGUCGCAUUACUCUGCUGCUAAGUUGGAUUGAUACGGAUACAAAUCAAUGGUCGCCUAGGGCGAGAGAGCAGCUCAGGGAUUUGAGUGCUCAAGUUGGCAUCCCACUAGAGUUCAUCAACACAAAGCAUCGAUAG